Hordeum vulgare subsp. vulgare (domesticated barley) is the source of this 1650-nucleotide messenger RNA. RefSeq lists its product as uncharacterized. Lineage: Eukaryota; Viridiplantae; Streptophyta; Magnoliopsida; Poales; Poaceae. The transcript has 2 exons. Bases 456 to 1487 code for a protein of 343 amino acids. The record is from RefSeq and is a predicted model, not a curated record.
GAAGUAAAUUCAAGCCUGAAAUUUCAAAUUUCAAAUACCUAAAGAAGAUGGAGUCACUUCCCGCAAAAAAAAGAAAAAGAAAAAAAAGAAGAAGAUGGAGUCACUAUAACUUUCUUUUUUUGAAUGUCGCACUAUAACUUUCUUGAUCAAGUCCAACGCAAUCUUCUCCUGCAGUCGAAUCGCUCGUUAUGAUCCGUGUUCAGUUUCCAUAAAACAAGCCAAUCUUCCACCGGAAGGAAGCCCGCACGAGCGUUAAAAGUGGCCCGCCCGUUCGCUCCUCUACACAGAUCCAAACCGCCACCACCCAGAAAUUCAAGCAUCCCUCUCCCUCGCCUCCCUCCCUCCAAGCCCAUCCCCAUCCAGAUUCCGGGCCGCCAUGUCGUCGUGGUUUCAGUCCUCCUACGACGACGAGGAUGACGUCAAGCCGGCGGUGACGCAGCAUUGGCGCCGUGACCAUGGCUACGGCUACGGCUACGGCGGGGGAGUUGCCGGGGAGGACGUCAAGCCGCGUCCGGUUCCUUUGGGAGCAGGAGCAGGCCGCCAUGUGCAGGAACAGGACGAUCGGGCGGUGCUCUCUUGGCCUGCACCUCCCCGGCGCCGCCCAGGCAGCGUGCGCCCCGCCCCCUCCCCCCGCUCGCGGAGCCCGAGGCGGCGCCGCCGCGGUGCCGAUCUGCGUGCACACGCAGGCGUUCGCCGCGGGCAUGCGCCUGCCGCUGCACCCCUUCUUCAGCGACGCGCUCGCGCACUACGGCAUCGCGCCGUCGCAGCUCGCGCCCAACGGGUGGCGCGUCCUGGCCGGCUUCGCGGUGCUCUGCCACUUCCGCGGCGCCGGCGCGCCCUCCCUGCCGGUGUUCCGCCACUUCUUCGCCCUCUCGCCGCUCCCCAAUGGGAAGGGCUGGUUCUCCUUCCGCUCCAGGGAGAGCGUCCCGGCGCUCUUCACUGGGCUCCCCACGUCCGUCAAGGGGUGGAAGGAGGAGUUCCUGCUCGUGUCGCCUCCGCCCGGCGCGCCGUGGCGGUGUCCCUUGCGGUGGGGCUCCCCGACGAAAGAGGCGACGAGCGACCCCAUGCUCACCGGGAGCGAUGCGGCCGUGGCGCGCCGGCUGUCGCAGGGGCAGGGCGUCGUCGACCUUAAGACGUACCUGUCCGAGAGCAACCUCGUCGCCGCCAAGAUUAGCCGCGCCCCGUCGUGUCUCCGGACGGGAGCUUCCCAAGGUGCGCCGCCGCCCACAGCCACAGGGAAGAAGAGAAAGGUGGCUGCUGCUGCUGGCGGUGGCGGCGACGAGCUUCGUUCAGAGCUGCGCGCAAAGGAGAUGGCUCUGUCCAAGGCCAAGGGCGAGAUCAGCCAGCUGAAGAAGGAGCUGGGCGAUGCCAAGAAGAGGGAGCUUGCCGAGGCGCAGCAGGCACUGGCCUACGCGGCGCAGGUGCUCAAGCCCGAAGGCGGCGGCAAGGGCCCUGGGGCCGGCAAGCGGCGGCGUGGCGCCCAGUGAUCACGUACGUCGUGACCAACGGUGGGGUUAUGGCCUACGUGUACUCCGCCUGCUGGGUCGAGAUUUUUAGCAAACGUAGUUAUGUUUGAGUUCGCUGGUCAGUAUUACGAACUUACUGUGGAAAUUUGUGGAUUUCUGCAAAGUAUUACUACUAUUAUUGAAA